Molecule: messenger RNA, 777 nt
Organism: Mercurialis annua (annual mercury)
Lineage: Eukaryota; Viridiplantae; Streptophyta; Magnoliopsida; Malpighiales; Euphorbiaceae
Exons: 2
Coding region: 1-777 (258 amino acids)
Source: RefSeq, a predicted model, not a curated record
AUGACCACAAGGCAACAACAGUUAACCAACUUCUUAAGAACUUGGAGCAGGACUUGGCUAACCAUAGAUCUUGAGAUGCACUCUCUUCUAGGUAUUAAACGAUUGGGUGGUUUUCUUAGCCAUCGCAAGCAAUGUUUCAUUCGUAAUUUGCUAGGAAAACUCAAGCUCUCUUUUAUUGAUUUGCUAGAACAAAAAAAAGAUCAUAUCGAUGCUUUUCUUGUCAGAAAGCUUUGGCCGAUUUUGGACUUCGAUUUUGAUUUUGUUCCCUCUACUGGGGCCUCGGGUGGUCUUUUGCUGAUUUGGAAUUCUGCUCGUUUGAAUAAUAUUUCAGUAAUGAAAGGUGACCGUUGGAUUUGCUUGGAAUUCUUCUUUAACUCCCAUUAUAUUCAACAUAUUCUCAUUUACGCUAGUAAUUUAGCUUCGAAAAUAUCUUCUUUAUGGGCUGUACUACUUCCUCUUACCUGCUUCUCCGAUAUGGUCUUUAUUACCGGUGAAUUCAAUAAAAUUUUAACUUCUAAAGAGCGCUUGAAUUGUGUGGGUUUCUCUGCUUCCAUGCUAGCUCUUCAGAAUUUUCUUAACGAAUCAAAAUUAAUAGACCUUCCGCUUCAAGGUCAUACAUUCACCUGGAGAAAUUCUUACUCUAAAUCUAGAAUAGAUAGAAUCUUUGCAUUUAUUUUAGCAGCUAAUACUUGGAGUUCUCUUUCUUUAUUUGCUUUGCCUAACAGAUAUUUUGACCAUGCUCCUUUGUUGUUGCAAUCAGACUUAAAAAUUGAAUAA